AUUACAAAUCGCUUAAUAAAGCUUUUCCUUAUUUUUCUCUUCUCUUCUAAUUCAUUUUCAGCUAAAUUUUACAAGUUAAUAUCUUUGUAUUUUUUUGUUAUAGUUAUCAUGUCAAUACAAGUUACACGUGUAGGAAACCAAAACGAAUUUAAUAUUACCUUGCCUCCUGUUAUUACUUUCACAAGAGACCUUGAGAACGAAAAUUGUAAAGAGUUUAAUGCUAUAAUUGUCGGUUUGAUCGAGAUUAAAGGACAGGCGUUUAAAAUUCCAUCAUCAAUUGAAAUAACGAGCGCAACAGUUCUUGGAACUGGAACUGAUCUUGGAUACAUAAAUCAUGGAGACCAGGAACAAGAAAUUUCUUUUAAUGUGAACGUUCCGAAUGUUGGAACUAUUAACAACAGUCGCGUUAGACUUUACAUGCAGUCUGGAACGAUCAUACGAUUACAAUACGAUAUCCAAAUUGGAAACAAUAUUAUUAAUGGAGACGAAGUAAUAUUUAAUUUUUAAGAUAGUCCUAUUUCCGCGUUGAUUAAAUUCCUUUGAGAUACAAUCUCAAAUUUUAACGCCUAUGGUGUGUCGGUUAAUUAUAUUUUUUUUUGAUUUCAUUUUUUAUAGUAUACAUCAUAUAUUUAUUACUAUUUAUCUUCGACAAAAAGUUGUAACAAAUUAUUUUUAUGUAAAGUCUUAUUAUAAUCGUUAAAAAUAAAUUUGAUCUUAUUAUUUCUUAAAAUAUAAGAAUGAA
Messenger RNA from Rhizophagus irregularis DAOM 181602=DAOM 197198, 742 nucleotides. RefSeq lists its product as uncharacterized. The record is from RefSeq and is a predicted model, not a curated record. NCBI's taxonomy places the organism in Eukaryota, Fungi, Glomeromycota, Glomeromycetes, Glomerales, Glomeraceae.